Stereum hirsutum FP-91666 SS1 is the source of this 2010-nucleotide messenger RNA. Its product is annotated as FMN-dependent alpha-hydroxy acid dehydrogenase. NCBI's taxonomy places the organism in Eukaryota, Fungi, Basidiomycota, Agaricomycetes, Russulales, Stereaceae. Bases 505 to 1833 code for a protein of 442 amino acids. The record is from RefSeq and is a predicted model, not a curated record. The transcript is spliced from 11 exons. Gene Ontology annotation, molecular function: oxidoreductase activity; FMN binding.
AGCCGACAUCGACGGAGAGCCUACAGAAAAUACCCUACUCUUGACUCACAUCCUCCUCUCCGUCUUCUCCGUUGUCCUGCGGUCUCCCGUCUCUCUAUCUUCUAUGUUCGCAUGCAGACCAAUCACCGAAUGAAGAGCCCACAUACCAUUCGGAUCCAGCGAAAGUCCUGGUACCGCUUCCAAUGAAACAUAGACCCAAGCUCCUUAUAGUAUUUUAUUCUACGCUUUACGUUGAAGACGGUGUACCGUCAACUGGUAAGCUGUAAGUAUCACGCCCCACAGGAAUCUCGCGGACGUCCGAAGUGGAGGGAGGCAGCGAUGACGCACGGUGGCUGCUGGUGACGGAAGGAUAAUCGUUGUCCGUCUCCGACGAGUGGAAGGUUUAUAUACAGCUUGUUUCGAGUGCUUUGGAUGGUCAUCCUCGACUUGUACAUCCAAGUCUCCUCACUUCACUUGAAUCCAGAGUACUACAUACCGCCAGAACAUUAGACAGCUAGCUGUAGAAUGGAUCCGACUAACAAGCCCCAAGGAUCUUCGCCUCACUACUCGUUGUAUCAGCGAGAGAUGUUCCGAGCUGGUGGUGAGAAAGGACAACUCCCGAACUUCUCGACACACACGGACGAGCUCGUCGAGUCUACGAAGAAGACGUUGAAUAACCGCGCGUACUUCUAUGCGAACUCGAAUGCCGGAAUCGGGUGGACGGACAAGGCGAACAGGGAAGCGUUCUACAGGUGGCGCAUCAUCCCUCGUAUGCUCGUCGACACGAACACCCGAGACUUGACCACUGAACUUUUCGGACACCGUAUCCCGGCACCUAUCCUCUUUGCCCCUAUCGGCAUCAACAAGCUUUACAGCCCCCAAGGCGAACUCGUACCCGCGAAGAUCGCUGGCGAACUUGGUCUCCCCUACUGCCUCUCCACCGCCGGCUCUCAGCCCAUCGAGGCCGUCGCGGCCGCAAAUGACGCAGGUGCCUCUAUCCAGAACGAGAGCAACGCUGUCCAUCGUUAUACUGGACCGAAUGGAGGGGCCGCGAAGGGACCGAGGUUCUUCCAGCUUUACAUGGGGCACGACGACGAGAUCACGAUCAGCCUGCUCGAGAGGGCGUGGAAGAGCGGGUUCGAUGUUUGUAUGUUGACGGUGGAUACUUGGCAGCUUGGCUGGAGACCUACGGAUAUCACUAUUGCGAACUAUGUUUUCUAUUAUCCCGGUGCUGUCGGUAACGAAAUCGGUGCCAGCGAUCCUGCGUUCAUGAAGAAAUAUGGUGACGAAUUGAAGAAAGAUUCCGGCAAAUGGAUUGAUUCAUCUGUCUGGCACGGAAAGGCGCAUACGUGGGCGAAGAUGCCGUGGCUCAUCAAAGAGUGGAAGCGCAUCUCGAACGGCCGACCCUUCGUCAUCAAAGGCAUCCAAUGCGCCGAAGACGCGCUCAAAGCCCUCGAGUACGGCUGCGAGGGCAUCGUCGUUUCGAACCAUGCUGGGAGACAGGUGGAUGGGGCUGUCGGCAGUUUGGAGGUAUUGCCGGAGAUCGUGGAGGCCGUUGGUGGGAAGAUGAAAAUCAUCUUCGACUCGGGUAUACGCACCGGCUCUGAUGUUUUCAAAGCUAUCGCACUCGGCGCGGACGCGGUACAGGUCGGAAGGCUCUAUGUCUGGGGUAUGUCGCAUGAAGGAGAGACGGGGUGUAGACAUGUGAUCAAGUCUUUGCUUGCUGACCUGGACAUCACGAUGACCGUGGGCGGGUAUCAGAACCUCAUGAGAGACGUGCAUGGUAAUAAGAAGGCUCUGAGGUAUAACCCUUCGGGCUCACCUCCGGCUCCGGGCGAAUAUGCGAAGCUGUGAGCGUAGACCUUUGAAUGUCGACCGUAGACAUGUACCGUCUUUGGGGAGCUCAGUCCGUCUGAAGGUUUAGUUGCUCUAGAGUUAGAGGUAGGGUUGAUUUGCGUGACUCCGUCCUUGUUUUUUUGCUUUCUUCACAGCCUCGUUGUGUGUACAAGUAUGUUUGCUUAUCGAACCAAU